Molecule: messenger RNA, 7887 nt
Organism: Patella vulgata (common limpet)
Lineage: Eukaryota; Metazoa; Mollusca; Gastropoda; Patellidae
Product: abnormal cell migration protein 13
Exons: 5
Coding region: 239-1258 (339 amino acids)
Molecular function (GO): protein binding
Source: RefSeq, a predicted model, not a curated record
GUGGAUGUUGACGUAUUUUAUUGUUUAUUCCGGUACGGCAUUAUCGAGCGAAUUCUUAAACAAUUCGCUAUAGAGAUUUUUUGUAUAAUAGGUCUCCUUCGAAGGAAGCUGACAAUUUUGACAUGAUUUGUUGACAUUCAGUCUAUCUUCUAAAGAGAGCUUGUACAAAACUAAGAUUUUUUUCUAGGAAGGGUAUAGAAAAGUGGACAGGAACCGAUUCCUCUGGAAUAUAAUCAUAAUGGCGGCCAUCCAUCGAAAUGUUUGCCUUUAUACCGUUAUAUUAUUUAUAACUGUAAUAUAUGAUGUGUAUGGUAAAGGAACACUCCCAAAAUAUUAUAUGAGCGAAUUAUGUGGUCAAACUCUUGAUAUGAAAGCUGAUUUUAAAUGGAGUGCUCGAGUGGAAUUGGUACGGUCGGGUGAUUAUCGAGAUAAUAUGAAUUGUCGGUGGACCGUGACUGCCCCACCCAAUCAUAGACUGAUGGUAUAUUUUAAGGAAAUUGAUAUUGAUCGACGUUUUUUCAAGUGUGAUGAUUACUUAUCUAUUUAUGAUAGUAAUACAACCAGUGGAGCAUAUUUAGACGGAGCAUCUAAAUUAUGUGGGGAAACCCGUCCUCGCCAUUUCCUCUACACAUCUGGUAGAUCAAUGACGUUAUUGUUUGUUAGUGAUUACCAUGGCGAUGAUGAUGGCUUUGAUCUUUAUUUCACAGCCUAUCACACAGGAAACUGUACAGACCACGAGUUUAGGUGUAACAAUGGACGCUGUAUACACAACAGUUUAAAAUGUAACGGCUAUCAAAACUGUGGUGAUGAGAGUGAUAUGUGUUAUAGUAAAAUUGGUUCAAUUGUUGGUGCUAUCGUAGCCGUCGCAUUUGUUGUCCUCAUUGUUGUGGGUGUUGUUUUCAUAUGUCGUAGACGCAGACAAGCAAGAAAUGGAAAUGUUCACAUGAAGACUACUGAAAGUGUACCUAUGCAGCAAGCACCACCAGUCUACCCACCACAAGGUCAAGCCCCACCACAAGCUUAUCCUGCUUAUCCACAGCCAGGACAGUACCCACCUCCUGGGCAGUAUCCCCCACCUGGGCAGUAUCCCCCGCCUGGGCAGUAUCCUCCACCUGGACAGUAUCCACCACCUGGACAGUAUCCCCCACCUGGUCAAUACCCACCAGGCCCCUACCCUCCACAGGGUAACCCCAACAUGAAUUAUGCUCCCCCACCUUAUAGCGCGGUCAGUGAAGAACCCAGUAAAGUGGCCCUUUAAAUUCAAGCAACUAGUUAAUCUGAAAUGCAACUAGAAUGAUGAGCUUGCCUGGUAUAUAUACGCUUAAAAUUUCAUUUAUUAGAAAAACAAGGAAUAAAUAUUUAAGUGUAGUUAUCGUCUUUGCAUUUUUUAAAAGAAAAUUUAAUCUUUUUAAUAAUCAUUAAUAAAAACCUGGGCCCUGUUUCACGAAAUUUUUAACCAAGAUAAAAUCCAAAUUUUAGUAAUUUGAUUGGAUAAUAUUAGAUUGAUUUUAGUGCUUAGCCAAUCAAAAUUGAAGUAUCUACUAAAAUUUGGAUUUUAUCUUUAUUUAAGAUUUCGAGAAACAGGGCCCUGAGUCGCACAAUUUUUAUAAACUUUUUUUUACAAAUUGCACUAUACAUGUAGAUAUAACAGGAAUAUUAAUUUAAGUUGCGUAUUAAUUUGCUUGAUGAAGACGAGAGAACCCUUGUCGAAACGUCUUCAGAAAUAAAUCUUUCAAGUAAUUAACUUAUAUUCCAUAUAAUGGUGUAAUGUGUUUUGACGAGCACUAUAUUAAUUAACAAAUCGAAACGUCUUCAGAAAUAAAUCUUUCAAGUAAUUAACUUAUAUUCCAUAUAAUGGUGUAAUGUGUUUUGACGAGCACUAUAUUAAUUAACAAAUCUUGCAUACUAAUUUGCUUGAUAAAGGGGAGAGAACUCUCAUCGAAAUGUUGUCAGAACUAAAUCUUUCAAGUAAUUAACUUGUAUUCCAUAUAAUGGUGUAAUGUGUUUUGAUGAGCACGUGUAUAUUUAUUAACAUAUUUUCACAAAUUGAAAUAUAGAUCUGUAACUGUUUUUAUUUUAAAUUGUCUACUUUAAUUAUAAUCAGCUCUGGCUAACUGAGACACACAAGUCAGAAAACCAAAACACAAUUAUGGCUAAAUUUGGAUUUUUGUAUUUCGAUAUUUUGAAUCUUGUACAUUAUGUAAAAUGGGCGGUAUAAAGUUAGUGUACACUAUGAGAUUGUAAAAAGGAUUGUAAUUAACUAAAACAAAGUUAGACUCCAUCGCAACCAUAAAAAUAGCAAAUGCAUUUUAGAAGACAAGUAUACUGAAAAGACAUUUGCCGGAGCUGGUCCAAUCUGAUUGAAACACAGAUCCUAUUUCGUUUCGUUUUUUUAUAGUUUAUAAUCCGCGUUCUGGAUGAUGUGAGAAAUUAGCCAAUAAAAACAGUCUAUUACGGCGAGUUUUUGGCGCGAGUUGCACGGAACCGUGGGUAACCCACUAGAAACAUCAACGCUGAUUAGUUAUUAAAAUGUCUGACGUCAUAGGGUCAAAAGCCGCUCGUAUGACCUCUGAUGGUAGAGGCCGUCGAAAGUAUAAAAGAAAAAACGAAACGAAAUAUAGAUCUGUAUUUUAUUUAGAUUGGAGCUGGUAAGACAUAAAUUAAAGAAGAUAAUUAGUGUACAAAUGUAUAUCUAUACCUGGAAUGUAUAUAUAGUCUUAAAUUGUAUAUAAUCUUAAAUUGUAUUUAGUUUAAAAAUGUAUAAUUUGUAAGCUUCUCUUCUCAGGUGACAAUUUUUUUUGUUUUUUUAUAAGUUUGUGUAUUACUAGCAGAUGACCCGACGCAGCACGGUUUGAAAGUAGUUUAACUCAGAAACCGGAAGUGGUAGGCCUAUGCCAACUAGCCUAUGUUACUCCCUGGUUCGAGCUACCCCUAUGCACGAAUUUUCAGCCUCAUGACAGCGCUAGUGUAGCCACCAACCCUGAACAGACAGACAGACAAACAAACAGGCAAAUUAUUCACACAUAUAUUAUAUAGAUAGACGAUGACCAACUAGCUUUAGUAAGCACAGUAUUACACCUAGUUUGUGUUGAGUGGACCUCAAACCCCAUCUCUGCCUCUCUCCCUAUAUUUAGUUUUAUUAUUAUAUCUUGUAAUAUGUUGAUUUGGUUCUUACUGCGAACAUAAAACUGGUUCGGAGUUGGGAGUGAUAAAACUUUUUAAGAAUUUAUGCAUUAAACUGUUUAUACCACUUGUCUUUGCUCGUUGACACACAAUUCUGCUAAUCUAUGCGGCUACCACUACUGUUCAUUGUAAGACUUCGAUUCCCCAGUUGUACGUGACAAGGAGUAGGGUCGCCUGUCCAAUCUCAUUGGUUUUCUCUGCGUCCUCCCACUGCUAAAACCCCUACGUGCAAGCGAAUUAUUAAAAUAAAACUGAACCAUGUGUUAGUCCCGAAAUGACCUAAUUUGUGUUUAGUGGACGUUAAACCCCAUUUCUCUCUCUCUCUCUCAUUGUAAAACUCUACGAGAGCCACAGGAAAUAUACCCUCUUCUGGUUUAAUGUACGUGUAUUUGACAAUUUGACAAUUUGAUGGUUGCUUUAAACGACAAUAUUAGUGUCAGUCAUUAUCACAUAUGUGAUAGGGGGGGGGGGGGGGGUUGGAUGGCCGAAUGGUUAGCACGCGCGCGCUGUAUCAUACAGUCUGUCAUUGAGUCAACUGGCGAGGUUUCCAUUCCUUGGUUGUACGUGACAAGGAGUAGUGUCGCCUGUCCAACCUCGUGGGUUUUCUCCGGGUCCUCCGGUUUCCUCCCACUGCUAAAGACCCCUACGCGCAAGCGAAUAAUUGAAAUAAAAUUAAACCAUAUGUUAGUCCCGAAAUGACCUAGUUUGUGUCGAGUGGACGUUAAACCCCAUUUCUCUCUCUCUCUCUCAUAUGUGAUAGAACCUGUUAAACAUGUUCCAAAUAUAAUUUUAAUACAUGUACAUUUAAUUUGUUUGAAGCUUAGCCUCGCUUCACCAGUUUUAAAUGAAUCUACUUAAAAUCGGACCCAUUCGAUGGCAUCAUGUGUUAAUUAUGGUCAUGUUAAUAAAUGUCUAAACAAUAAUUUAGAUAACAUUUAAGGCCUAAAGAAAGACCUGCAAUAGGCAGAUUUAGCUCUUGUAUAAUGUCUGUUUAAUGACUUAGGUGUUUUUUUUCUGCCAUUCUUACAGCCAUUCCAAUAGUGUAUUUCAUAUCCAGGCUUAUCCUCCAUCUUUCCAACCUCGUGGGUUUUCUCUGGGUCCUCCGGUUUCCUCCCACUGCUAAAAACCCCUAUGCGCAAGCGAAUUACUGAAAUAAAAUUGAACCAUAUGUUAGUCCCGAAAUGACCUAGUUUGUGACGAGUGGACGUUAAACCCUCUCUCUCUCUCUUGAACCAUUGAAUAACAUUUCCAAUAAUGUACGGGAAACUUGCCAAUCGUACAUUAUCUAUACUACAGGAAAUAUUGGACUCGCGUGACAUGCUUUGAAAAGCAUGUGCAGGAUAGUGUCUGUAUUUUAUGUUAUUUAAGGGUCUCGAGCUAAAGACAUUGUGUAAUAUAUUAAAACAACACUCGGCUAACGCCUCGUGCAGUAUCAAUAUAUUACUUAAUGUCUCGCUCUCGAUCAUUAAAGGGACAAUAACACUCUUGCUGGUUUGACAGCUCCAGAAAAUAGAAAAUAGCCUUAUUCUAAAUACUAGAUAUGUUAGUGUCUUACCUGUUGUGUAAAUUAUCCAUUAAAUCCUAUUUUACUUGUCAAGAGGGUUCAAAAAUAUUUUUAAAUCCAAGUCACAUUUGAAAAGCUUUACGUCAGGCUUUUCAAAUCAUUUAGUUGAAUUUUUCCAAUUUUUUUAAAUUAGGUGUUCUAAGAUGAAAUUUGUAUCAUCAAUUAAUUGGAAUAUUGUAAAAUAGUACAAUUUGUUGACCAGAAUAAAGAUUGGGACAUAUUAUUCAGUUACAACAAGAGUGGUAUUGAGCCUUUAAACUAUACAUAUUUUUGUUUCUGCCAAUCUUAAUGUAUAUGCAAUGCUGAUUAUCAUAUCAGAUUAGGCCUAUAGUGUAUUUCUUAUUGUCCCCCGCCUUUCGAAGAAAGCAGGGGACUAUUAAAAUGGGUUCGUCCGUCUGUCUGUCUGUCUGUCCAUCUGUCUGUCCGUCUGUCUGUCCGUCCGUCUGUCUGUCCGUCACACUUUUUGGGACACAAUAACUCUCUUCCUAAUUGAGCUAGAAUGUUCAAACUUGGUGUAUGUGUUUAUUAGGUCAAUGCCUUGAUGGAGUUCGAAGAUGAGCAUUUUCCGCUUAGGGUAAGCAGAGAUAAGCAAUUUGAUUGGUUGAUGCUUUGGGACACGAUAACUCUCUUCCUAAUUGGGCUAGAAUGUUCAAACUUGGUGUAUGUGUUGAUUAGGUCAAUGCCUUGAUGGAGUUCGAAGAUGAGCAUUUUCCGCUUAGGGUAAGCAGAGAUAAGCAAUUUGAUUGGUUGAUGCUUUGGGACACGAUAACUUUUAAUUGAGCUAGAAUGUUCAAACUUGGUGUAUGUGUUUAUUAGGUCAAUGCCUUGAUGGAGUUCGAAGAUGAGCAUUUUCCGCUUAGGGUAAGCAGAGAUAAGCAAUUUGAUUGGUUGAUACUUUGGGGCACGAUAACUCUCUUCCUAAUUGAGCUAGAAUGUUCAAACUUGGUGUAUGUGUUGAUUAGGUCAAUGCCUUGAUGGAGUUCGAAGAUGAGCAUUUUCCGCUUAGGGUAAGCAGAGAUAAGCAAUUUGAUUGGUUGAUGCUUUGGGACACGAUAACUUUAGUUCUAAUUAAGUGAGAUUGAUGAAACUUGGUGUAUAGAUUUAUUAUAUGAAUACCUUAACUAAGUUCGAUAAUGAACAUUUUUUGCUGAGGGUAAGCAGAGUGAUAAGCAAUUUGAUUGGUAGAAACUUUGGAACACAAUAACUCUCCUUCUAAUUGAGGUAGAAUGUUCAAACUUGGCAUAGGUGUCUAUUAGGUGAAUGUUUAAACUUGAUGUAUAUGUAGAUGUUCAUUAGGUGAAUGUCUUGACUGAGUUCAAUAAUUAACAUUUCGAGCUGAAGCUAAGCAGAGCUAAUCGAUUUCAUUUGUCGAUGGUUUGGGACAAGAUAAUCUUGAUUCUAUCUGAUAGAGAGUGAUGAAACUUAGUGAAAAAAAUAAAUGUGCGAUUAAUUAAUAUGUGUCAUCUAUUUAUUUUGCAAUUUCGGCGGGGGACAUCAGCCUCACUGUUGGCUUGUUCCUGUUUAUCCUCCAUUUUGAAAUCUGAUUACCCAAACUACUUACAAUAUAUUUUUAUUUUAGAGAAUCUUGUAUGAAUUCUUUCGUUAUGGUGUUAUGCAUUUCUGAGAUUUAUCUGUAUGUUUUUGUAUGUUUCCGUCACCCAUGUCAACCUUGGUCUGUGGGACGUCUUUAAAAAGGUUUGAGUUUGUUUUUUUUUUACUCAGUGAUCAUGGCAGACGGGUUAGCUCGAUGACUAAUAUUUUCCUGUCUGUUCUGUUUCACCUUGCUGGUGCGAGACGGAGAAUAUGACACAGAAAAUUGUCUAGUCAUUCAGAAGACAUGAUAAAUGGAUGUCUUGGCAGCACGUUAAGGUGCCGUAAAUAUUAAUAUUUGACGAGCAAACUGCUGGUGGGCAUUGCUUUUAAAUGUCUUUCAUAUAGUACCCACUAUUAAGUUUAAUUCUUGUAUCAACGGGUGCACAAUAAUAAUCUGAUAUUUAUUGGUCCUACUCUCAUUGGUCUGGUGUUGAUUAGUUCCGAGUAACUAGACUUUCCCAGUGACACCGGCUAGAUCUAUUUUUUAAGGCCAACUCAAGAUUUCGUCAAGGUCGCUGAGAUGUAAAUAAGGUUAGGGCACGUGAUUAUUGGCAUGAUUGUAGGUUAGGGUAAGUGUUACAGCUGGGUCCAGGGAUAGGGUUAGGGUUGGGAUUAGCACUGGCACUAUUUACAUUUCGUGACCUUUGACCAAACUUGAAGUUGGCCUUAUCAAUUAGAUUUAACCCAGUGACCUGGACACUGACAAAAAGCCUAUAUUAAAGAUGCAUUAUGUAAAAUUGAGAUAAAGAGCUGGCAGUUCUUGCUAUAAUAGUUUAAAAAGAUAAUGAAAAAUAAAUAUAUUAAAAAUGUCAGACAAAUUACUUCAUUCUGAUCUUUUUCCGGCGUGGUUUCCCCUUGUUAGUGAUGCAGGACAGAGGGCCUGACAAGGACAGCUGUCUAGUCCUUCGGGUGAGACAAAAAAACUGAGGUUCCGUGUAUACAUUGGAAUGCACGUAAAAGAUCCCUUGGCAGUUGGAAUUUGAUAUAAGAGUAGACAAUAGUGCCGCUGCCCGGGCAAAAUUUCCCUCAUAGCACACUGUAUGGAAUAUGACCGUCUUCAUUAGCCAAGUAUAGGAGCAGAACAGUAGGACGUUAAACCCCAUUUCAUUUCAUUCUGAUCGAAGUCAUGGCUGUUUGGAUAAUAGCGAAGUCUUGAUUGUCAUUGCUACUGUUGUUACGAUAUUAAACAAAGUCUUGAUUAUCCAUUGUUUUAUUUAAAUUAUUAAAUUAGGAUCUUGUUUCAAUCCAAUGAAAAUCUUGAGCAUCCGAUGGACUAGAGAGUUGAUUAUGGUCUUGUCAAGUUAAUUUUGAAGCCAAAAGACAGACCUGCAAUAGGCAGAUUUUGCUCUUACAUAAUGCAUCUUUCAUCGGACAUGGAUAAGUUUUAUAUCUUAAACAUUGUACAUGCUUCAUCUUUUGAUGUUAAAUAUAUGUUUCCAUCGAAAAGAUGGAGCAGAAAACGUUAAUCCAACAAGCAGACCCCAAUAAAACUUAGCUUUUUUAAUGUUUGAAAUAUCUUAAUUUCCUAAUAAAAAUAUCUUCAGAUA